Messenger RNA from Hydractinia symbiolongicarpus, 1395 nucleotides. RefSeq lists its product as uncharacterized. The record is from RefSeq and is a predicted model, not a curated record. Lineage: Eukaryota; Metazoa; Cnidaria; Hydrozoa; Anthoathecata; Hydractiniidae. Bases 149 to 472 code for a protein of 107 amino acids. The transcript is spliced from 2 exons.
ACACGCCCUUGAUUUUUAAAGUUGAUCUUGAAUAGCUAUAGGGAUUGGAAAACUAAAAUUUAAAAGAAAAAGUAAGCGCAGUUUUGAUUUCCUUUCACUAGGAUGUGACGUAGCAGUCCAAAGAAGAAUCAGAUUAAACACGGAGAGUAUGCAGAAUGAAGAAUGUGUACAAAUGGGUUACUGCUUUGAAAAGGAAAAUAUACCAAAUCCAAAAUGUUACAUGAAAAAAGGUUCUGCUGGGAAACGAUACGAGUCAUCCAUAAAAAUGACCUCAAUGUUUGGAAAGGAGCUGGGAAAAUCAAUUAGUCAAAUCCAGUGCUCAUUAAAAUGUACACUUGAUGAAAAUUGUGUUGAUGUUGUGUUUAAACCAACCAGUGGCAACAAAGGAAAUUGUUAUGUGGCUACCGGAGAUCACGUGUCAUCAGCUGACCAUGCAAAAUCUGGCUACAUAAUUAAAUCUGUGAAACCAUAAUGAAAGGUUGAACGUGCAAAAGUUAUAUAACUAUUAUUGCUGUGUUGCGACAUCAAAUUGGAAUGCAAAGCUACGACAGCAUUUUGUUUAUUAGGUAUUUUUUGAAGUAGUUGUGUUUACCGCACUUACUUAUGAUAAUAUUGACCGUAAUCGCUGGUGUUCAGCGACCUAUUAGAUUUUUGAGAUUUUUUUUAAACUGAGCAAUAACUGUGCAAUGCGAAAGGAAAUUUUUGUUUUGGACGAACAUUACUAGUAAUUUGCUGAUUAAUCGAAGAAUAAAGGGCCGCUUAGCCGAUUUAUGAUGGUAUUUUGUAAUUCUACAAGCAUAGAAUUCAUAUAUAAAUUUAAAAGCACUAAGCAAGCCUAAUUUUUUUACGCUCUAUUUCUAAUAAUAUGUUGUUUCGAUUACUUUGAAGUGUGUUGAAGUUGACGCAGCAGUUUUACCGUACUUACACAACAAACUGCUUAGACUCUUUUGUAAAUAUUUAAUUCUGUUUAGUUUUGAAUUCAAAAAACAUUUAUUACGACAACUUUUUGUACAAAUAACGAUUGUAAUAUAGUAGACGAGAAUUUGUUGUGUUUUCAUGCAUAAAAGUGAAUUUCAGCUAUACAUGAUUUGUGAUUAUAUUUUUUUCACCUCCGCUGUUAGCUUUAUCGAACAUAAACAAGGCGUAUCAUCAGACAGAGAUAGGAGCCUAUUAUUUAGGUUUUUUCAAUGUCUGAUAUAAAAAAUAGCAAUUUCACUGUAUCAGCAUAAAUUUUUGAAAUUCAGUUUUAUCUUAAAUAAUAAAUUAAUCCUGUCCUGUCUCGUAUUUGUUAACAGCACGCUGCCGUUUUUAAAUUUUUAAAGUUCGCCCCAGGCCACGUAGCUAUGUCAUUGUUUUAUCGAGUGAUCUCCGCUGCUGACAUCAUAGAGAUCAUCA